GUCAGCAGUAGCAGCACUCAUGGCUGGCCCCCUGUGGUGGGCCACAGCCUUUGUCCAGAGACACAGGACAGCCCUCUUGGUGGGCUCCUGCACAAGCCUGUUUGGAGCUCAAAUCUCUUACCACCUCUUCGCGGAUCCUGUUGCCCAGUGGCUUUACCAGUACUGGCCUCAAGGCCAGCCGGCCCCUCUCACUCCAGAGCUGCAGAGUCUUUUUCAAGAGGUGCUACAGGACAUGGGCGUCCCCUCAGGCCACUGCUACAAGCCUUUCACCACCUUCACCUUCCAGCCUGUGAGUGCUGGCUUCCCAAGACUCCCUGCUGGGGCCAUGGUGGGCAUCCCCGCCAACUUCCUGGGUGGCCCAGUGACCAACACUAACCAUCCUGGGGUCAUACAUGGGCAAAGUGUCAACUGGCAGAGCCCAGCAGGCACUCGGCUAAAAGAGGCCCUGACGCUAACCCGUGAUGCCCAAAAAUUCGCCUUGGCCAGAGAGGUGGUAUACCUGGAGAGCGGUGCCGCUGCCCUGCAGGCCCUGCCAGCCCCAGCUUGCCUGGCAGGAACCUGGGCACUGACUGUGGGUGCCAAGCAUGCACUGGGACUCUAUGGAGGCCCCAUGAACUUACGAGCCGCCUUUAACUUGGUGGCAGCAGUGGCGGGCUUUGUGUUCUAUGCCUUCUCCACAGACUCUCUCACUCAUGCCUUGGAAGGCUGGCUGGACCGCCGCACGGCCUCACUCUCUGCAGACUAUGGCCGGGGUGGAGUGGAGUUUUACGAGAAACUUCUGAUGGGCAACAUGGCCCUGCGCAGCCUCUUGGGCAGCCACGGAGAGAAACUGUAUACACCCAGUGGGAACGUUGUCUCUAGACACUGGUUCCGCAUCAAACAUCUACCCUAUACAACCCGCCGUGACUCUGUACUGCAAGUGUGGAGGGUGACUCUCAACUCAGGUCGCUCCUGAGGGGCUCAUCACCGGAACCAUUCUCGCUCAUGCCAGCACCAUGCUGCCUCUGACCCUGGGGUCAUCUCUUAGUCCUUCUGCAUGCACAGCCCGAAGUCAGGAUGAUCACAGGCACUGGAGUCCAGUAGCCUAGAUUGUGCCUUUGUCUGCCACUUAGGAUCUCAGUGACCUUAGCAAGUCCCUUUAUGAAUCUGGGCCUUGCUUUUGUCAAUUGUGCAACAGGGAGGAUGCAAACUACCUCACAGGAUUGCAGGGUUGUGUGAAGGGAUGGACAUGAGGGCCUGGUGCAGAGCACCAUAAACAAUAAACAGGAGGCACUGCAUCUUGGUCUUUGAAUUCCAAUCGGCCAUGGGAAGUCAGGCCCUUCCCUGCAAGAGAGAGCCACCCCCAUCCCCAUGUGCCUGAUGGUCAAAUUCCAAUUUUUCUUCCUUGUGGUACAGGUUGAAAUGGGCCAAGAUAGGAAGUUAGUGAGGCCCUAGGCUGCCUUAGAUGUGGCCUUAAGGACCAUGUACCAGUAGGGUCCUAUAAUGCAGAUGGCACACCCAGAGGAAGAACAAGAAUGCCAUAGGGAGAGCCUAUACACCUGAAGGAGAGGGAAAGCCUCCGCAAAACCUGGCAAGAGUUAGGCCUGAAGGCAGCAGAAGGAACAGGCCAUUGCAGCAUAGGCUCUGUUGAGAUGCCCACAGCAUUCCCUAUUGGGCAUGGAGCACAGUCAGGACUUGCAGAGGGGAGGGAUUGGGUGGGAGAAGAAGUCAGAACACUGAGGAGAGCAGAGGGAGAUGUGGCAGUAGGCCUGGCCUGGUGUCCCUCGGAACCCAGGGAGAGCUGUUUCUUUGUCCUGCUUGCUUUCUUGGACCCCCUGGUGGUGAGUAGAACAAACCCAGAGGACUUUCAUCCUUGGGCAGGAGGCCCCAACAGGUUAAAGUGAGGACAGCUGUGACAGCCAGGUCUAACUUCCUUUCAUACAAACUAUGUUUUCCCUGGAAGAGUUUUGAAGAAUUGAAGCCUGGUGCCAGUGUAACUCAGGAUACAGGGAUUAGGCCUCACUCAGGGAAGGGUAUUCAGUGGGCAGAUAGUUCCUGGCAGGAGUCCUCGAGAGGAGAGUGGGACCGCUGGGGAUGAAGAAUGGGCUGGGCAUGGCACAUCUGCUAGAUCCUUCUCCCUGCUGGAGCCUAGUGUACUAUAACAGCUUGCAGAUCCCUUCACUAAACCUGGGUAGACUCAGCACCUCAAGAUGGGACACACAGGUUUCUAAUACCUAGAACACCACAGGGUAUGGAAUUGGUAAGCGGAGAGAUGGAUAGAUGAGGUAGUGACUGAAUGAGUCUCUACCCUGGCAAAUAUUGCUUCACCAGGCUCCCUGGGAUGUCACCCAGCUGUUUCUGUAUAUCAUAGGCAGUAAGGCUGUGUGGGCCACCUAACUCUUGGUGAAAGAAGUGUAUUUUGGAGUCUGGACAUGAUGGGCUCCACCUCACCAUUCUUCACGCCCACCCUGUCUCCGCUUACUCAUUUCAGGAGCCAAAGUGGCAGUACCAGGCAUUCUUGCUUUGCUACCCAAAAUGUUAAGUACUCUGGUUUGGAUGUGCUUUGUCCUGCAAAGGUUCUUGUGUUGAAAACUUGGUCACCAGUGUAGCAGGGCUAAGAGGUAGUGGAACCAUUAAGAGGUUGGGCCCAGUGGGAGCUAAUUAGGUUAUUGCCAUCAGAAAAGAUUAAUGCUGAUCUCUCGAAGUGAACUCCGGAAAGAGCACAUUCUUUAAAAAGAGCAAAAUUGGUCCCUCUUCACUGGCUUCCUGUCCCGUUAUGUGACCUCUCCUGUAUGCACUCAUGAUUGUGAUGUCGUCUACCAUUUGGUCCUUGCCAGAGAUGAACAGAAGCUGGUGUCAUGUGCUCAGACCUCUAGUAUUAUGAGCUAAAUAAACAUUUCUUUAUAAAUUA
Molecule: messenger RNA, 2890 nt
Organism: Chinchilla lanigera (long-tailed chinchilla)
Lineage: Eukaryota; Metazoa; Chordata; Mammalia; Rodentia; Chinchillidae
Gene: Tmem177
Product: transmembrane protein 177
Exons: 1
Coding region: 20-955 (311 amino acids)
Source: RefSeq, a predicted model, not a curated record